Messenger RNA from Phytophthora infestans T30-4, 522 nucleotides. RefSeq lists its product as uncharacterized. NCBI's taxonomy places the organism in Eukaryota, Oomycota, Peronosporomycetes, Peronosporales, Peronosporaceae. The record is from RefSeq and is a predicted model, not a curated record. The transcript has 2 exons. The coding region runs from base 1 to 522 and encodes 173 amino acids.
AUGCCAAAGGAGUCCAAGCACGGACUUGCUGCUCGCUCUCGAGUACUAAAGGCGCGUAGAGAGGGGCGUGACUGGGGAAUCGUCGCGGGAUGCAACGACAUCCCGCCCUCUACUGCCUGCAAUAUCGUCGCGCGCUGGACACCUGACGUAAAGAAGAGAGGCGGUGCUCGGGCGGUCUGCACGGAGUGCACACCCGAAAUGGAAGAUGCGUUGGUGAAGUACCUGGAGGAGAACUGCCAGUAUACACUCGCUCGGAUGAGCGACAUGAUACAUUUUGACUUCGACUUUAAGCUAAGGACGUCUCUAAUCAUUUCACCUGAAGUAAGUUUGGUGCACUUCGCCAUUCGGCGCGGGAGCAUCAGGAUGGAGGAAAUCGCCGCGUUCAUGGACGCUGUCUACGAGGCUGUGAAGGCCCAUAAUGCCUACCAAGAGCACUUCCAGGGAAAUACCAUUGUCAUCGUAUGGGACAAUGCCCCCGCUACAGCAAGACGGAGGACAUCGUUCAAAAGCGAGAUGACCUGA